AUGAAGGCGGACUUCGGAAGCAGCGGAUUACGGACGGAGCCACGGGCGGCGUCCUUCGCGAAGGAAGCUGCAUCGGUCCCGACCGCGGGAGGGCGAAGAAAGGAGUGGGGGGCAAUCAUCUUGUCCACGGACCGACUGAUGAGUUACGACUUGGGUUUGCACUACCUUUCGGAGGAGGAAGUCGACUUCGACGUCCCACCGAUAGAGUUUGCGAAACGGCAGCCCUCUCCUGGACCGUUGAACAACGCACCGGAAUUGCUGCAGGCAUUUGCGGACGACGGUGACGUCAUCAACGACGACUUGCUGCGGCGAGUGGUUGAAAUUCCGGUCCUUGCGUUAGCGGCACCGGAAGCGGAAGCGACCUCCGGAAGGGCGGACGGCGGAGCGGCAGGCGACGUUUUCGUCGCAGACUCGGGUGAGUUGGCUUGUUGCCAUCCGCAGGAGAAGUUCUUCUUCUUUCUGAGUGGAGAGAUUGGAAGGCCGGACGUGGCAGAGAUCUCACCGACUCUGAAGAUGUAA
Molecule: messenger RNA, 519 nt
Organism: Klebsormidium nitens
Lineage: Eukaryota; Viridiplantae; Streptophyta; Klebsormidiophyceae; Klebsormidiales; Klebsormidiaceae
Source: the annotation of a GenBank genome assembly